AUGUCCGCGCCAGAAGAACCUGUAAUUGUUCCCACGAUCUUUGAACAAAACACCAUUCUAAAUUGCCAACCCGAACCCAAUCCCGACUUGCCAGCGCGGACAAUCGUCAUGGCUGGAGAUAAGCGGCACGAGCAAACAUCUUCACACAAGGAGGACCCAGCAACAAUGGCCGCCAGUGAGGAGUUGAAGCACACCACCAUUUCUGACAAGGCGGCGGCUCCUCGAGUCCAUGAUCCUGCAGACGUGCCUGCAGCUGAAGACAAGGUCAUGCAGGAGAACGCAAAGGUGAGCACGCCGGAGCUAGAGGCCGAGGCCGAGCACGCAGACUCUCAAGACGAGGACCUGAGGGAACGUUUAUCUUCCCCGAAGAAGAAGAGAGGACGAGACGCGGACGAGGAUGCGCAGGAUUCGGGGGACGAUGUUGACGAGCCAGGAUCUUCGGCUGAUGGCAGCGUCGCAAAUGGAAACCGAAUGACAAGGUCAGGGCCAGAGAAGAAGAGGCCUCGGGAUACAUCGGAGGAGCUAUCAAAGUCUGCGGAGAAAUCGACAGAAGCUGCUCCCGAGAAAGUUUCAGCUGACCUUAAAGUGACCGACGAGGAGACCGCGAAGUCCCCAACGAAAGAAAUCCCUGCCCCCAAAACAUCUGCCUCUGCGUUUGCUAGUUCUGGCUUCGCGUCUCUUGCAGCCUCCUCAAGCUCCCCCUUUGGAAGCAUCGGUGCCGCAAAACCCAGCAUAUUCAGUAGUGGCACACAACCUGCAACAUCUGGCUUCGGCGCAUUAUCCGGGACAAAGCUUGCGAGCUCAGCCUCAACUACAAGCGGAUUUGGACUUGCUUCUGGAGACAAACCAGCUUCGGGGUUUGGCUUUGGCGGCGGAGUAAGCUCUGGAUUUGCGGGCCUUGCAAGUGGCAGUGUUUUCGGCGCUAACUCAGGCAAUGGAUUUGGAGGUGGAUCGGGGGCCAAGCUGUCGAGUUUCGCUGCACCCCCUGGGAAAGACGACGAAUCAUUGUCGAGUAAGCCAGCCAGAGCCUUUGGAGCACCAGACAGUGAUGAAGACGAUGGAGCCGAUGUGGAUGAUAGUGAUGGAGGCGCUGUUACAGAUGACGAAGAGAGUGCACCUGCUGUCCACGAAGAGAAGAAGAAGGGAAAGCCCAGUAAAGUUGAUGAUGGAGAAGCUGGUGAGGCUACAUUGCUCCAAGUGCGAGCGAAGCUCUUCGCAAUAGAGUCAAAGGAGGUUGGCUGGAAGGAACGUGGAGUCGGUACGCUCAAGAUCAAUGUGCCAAAGUCUUGUGUCAGCUUCGAUGACAACGGUGUACCGAUACCCGGCUCAUUCGAUGCAUCUGGCCUGGAGGAUGAUGACGAAGGAGCAACGGGCCCUCGAGUUGCUCGUCUCAUCAUGCGUCAAGAGAACACCCACCGAGUUGUUCUCAACACCGUCAUUGUCCGAGCUAUGGAGUUCAAGGACAAGCCAUCGACCAGCGCCGCCCAGAUCAUAUUUACUGCAUUCGAGGGUGACAAGGAGCCGACGCCCAUCAAUAUGCUUUUGAGAGCAAGCAUUCCCUCUUCUUGCACAAAUGCCAGAAUAUUCAGAACCGAGUUGGCAUCUGUCCAACAUGCAUUAUGA
Molecule: messenger RNA, 1623 nt
Organism: Drepanopeziza brunnea f. sp. 'multigermtubi' MB_m1
Lineage: Eukaryota; Fungi; Ascomycota; Leotiomycetes; Helotiales; Drepanopezizaceae
Source: RefSeq, a predicted model, not a curated record